AUGUCGACAACAACACCUCGAAGUCGAAGCCCACUGACACCGGUCAGCACACGCAGUUCAUCAUCUUCGGAUCACGUAGCGAUACAAAUAUAUAGCUGCCCUUGCGAAAAAUGCGAAAUUCACCACACCAACUAUAAUAACUCCAAUGGUAGCACCAGCAGUAAUAGUCAUAACAGCAAUAAGGCUAGUGAGAGCAAUACGACGCGCUUCGAUGUUCCCUUAAUUGCUAUCCCGCGACUUUUCACGGCAUUACUAGGCCUGGCGACGGUGAUUCGAGUGCAUACAGCUAUCGAUGCCGGGUGGUGGCCGUGGGAAAAUAAAGUGUUAUUCUCGUUAUGUUGGUUAGCACUGUUUUGGAAUCUAGCACAUGGUUUGUGUAGUAUCCUAGGAUACGCGUACUGGCCAUCGCCGCGGCGUACCGUCGGCUUACCCCCAGUUACCCUCGCCGUUAACGGGAGGACUAUCGUAUCCUUCGGCGGCCCUGAUGAGGAUGAGGGCAUCCGAAGGCGUCGCGCUAAGAGGUUGCAAUUUACUAUAGUCGAUAUCCUACUCGCCGGGCCAACGCUCGGGUUUCUGAUAUACUCGGCGCAUAUCAUGUAUCCUUGGUGGGGAUCUAGGUAUGUCGGCUUAUGGCCGCCGACGAUAGGGUUGAUUGCUUCCCUCGUUUCUUCCCAAUUCCUCACCGCGUUUCUCCAGCUGUUCCAAUUCUUCGAGGCCAAGGUUGUCGGCGUGCAAUUGACGAUGCAAGACAUAUAUGAGAAGGACGACUCCGCGGGCCGAUUGCAAUUAUAG
Messenger RNA from Daldinia childiae, 792 nucleotides. RefSeq lists its product as uncharacterized. Bases 1 to 792 code for a protein of 263 amino acids. The record is from RefSeq and is a predicted model, not a curated record. The transcript is spliced from 2 exons. NCBI's taxonomy places the organism in Eukaryota, Fungi, Ascomycota, Sordariomycetes, Xylariales, Hypoxylaceae.